AUGCAAGCUAAUAUAAAUAACUGCAUGAUGUCCAUAAUUUCAAAUUCUGAUAAUGAACCCUAUAUUAUUGCCUGUAAGCUGGGAAACAUGAUUCAGUAUUUGGAACUCAUAGAAAGCAAGGUUACUCUAGUGAGUAAUUCUCUCUUACUUAUCAUCGUUGUCCCACUUUUAUUAGUGGGUAUAAUGGACGCGAUGACUUACAUAGUAAGUGUCAGCUUAAACUACACAUUGAAGAGUGCCGCAAGUGGUAACAGAUCGAAACUGUUGUUAUUAGAAAAUGAUAAAUAUUUCAAGGCUUUGAAGGAAUUCAAGAUCAAGUCUAUCCACUGGUCGAUCAAAUUUUUUGAAGAUAAGCACUUGGAUAUGACCAGAAACUUCCAUCAAAUGUUCAUUUCAAGAUUAGUCAAGGUGCGGAAAGAGGAUUGA
Messenger RNA from Debaryomyces hansenii CBS767, 426 nucleotides. RefSeq names its product DEHA2C03520p. The transcript has a single exon. Bases 1 to 426 code for a protein of 141 amino acids. Lineage: Eukaryota; Fungi; Ascomycota; Pichiomycetes; Serinales; Debaryomycetaceae. The record is from RefSeq and is a predicted model, not a curated record.